UAACGCUCGCAAACGUGGUCUCUUCUUUGCCCACCACAGCUACACCCCCUUAUCCCCUACACUCACACGAUAAAGCUCUCAACAUCUUUCAUCACAGCUUAACCCUUCAAAGAGCUGAAGAAUUGAAAACCCAUGGCUCAAUCCAUGUUCAUGUCCAGUACUCUCGGAGGAAACCAAGUAUUCGAGCCCAAGAGGGAGCCAUUGCUCCAGUCUCAAGUUCGUCGUCUUCGUCCAACUCCGUUCUCUCUUACCGUUCUCUCUUCGCCCUCCUCUCGAAGAGGCUUCCCUUCUUCUUCUUCUCCUUCUUAUCUGCCAACUCUUGCUCUCUUCAAGUCUAAAGCCAAGGCUGCUCCGAAGAAGGUUGAGAAGGCGAAGCCGAAGGUUGAAGAUGGCAUCUUUGGAACCUCAGGAGGGAUUGGUUUCACAAAGGAGAAUGAACUCUUUGUGGGUCGUGUCGCCAUGAUUGGAUUUGCAGCAUCUCUACUAGGAGAAGGAAUCACAGGCAAGGGAAUUCUAGCGCAACUAAACCUGGAGACAGGAAUCCCAAUCUAUGAAGCUGAGCCUCUCCUCCUCUUCUUCAUCCUCUUCACUCUCCUUGGAGCCAUUGGAGCUCUCGGUGAUCGUGGGAGAUUCGUCGACGAUUCUCCCACAGGCCUCGAGAAGGCUGUGGAAGGAGGUCCUCUCUUUGGAUUCACAAAGUCAAACGAGCUAUUUGUGGGGAGAUUAGCACAAUUGGGGAUUGCAUUCUCACUCAUAGGAGAGAUUAUAACUGGGAAGGGAGCCCUGGCCCAACUCAACAUAGAGACCGGUGUGCCCAUCAACGAGCUCGAACCGCUGAUCAUCUUCAACGUCAUCUUCUUCUUCUUCGCCGCGUUGAAUCCUGGCACUGGCAAGUUCGUUACCGAUGAGGAGGAUGAGUGAAUGAUCAGAGCUUGGGCUGUGUCAUUAAUUGUAGCAUUUUGUUAUUGUUGGUUAAAGUUGGGUAGAAGUGUUUUUAAAUGUGUACGUAUCUUGAAUACUAGUUACCUUUUGUAGUAUGCAUGUUGCAGUAAUAUUGUGACUUGGGAGUUUCGGUAUAUAUCUAUGAAGAGUACAAGUUUCUCAGA
Molecule: messenger RNA, 1106 nt
Organism: Asparagus officinalis (garden asparagus)
Lineage: Eukaryota; Viridiplantae; Streptophyta; Magnoliopsida; Asparagales; Asparagaceae
Product: photosystem II 22 kDa protein, chloroplastic
Exons: 4
Coding region: 133-921 (262 amino acids)
Source: RefSeq, a predicted model, not a curated record